GUAGCCUCCUGGAGGAGGUGACAUGUCACCCAAGAUCUGUGGGAGGGGAGGGAUGGAGUCUGGGGGGAGACUGCUGCACCGAGGCCAGCAUGUGCAAAGGCCCUGGGACCGCCUCAGUAGGCUCAGGAACAGCAAAUGUCGUCGGAGCGGAUAUAAGGGGGUGAGUGGUGAGGUCCAAGGGCAGGUGGGGGUGGUCGAGUUUGUGACAUCCAAGGUGACAUGGUGGCUUACCCAUGGGCGUCUCCAGCAAAGCCAGGAUUUAAGCCAGAGCUUUGGAAGUCUCUCUUGGGCUAAGCUGUACAAGCAACUUUCUCUGGGGCCGGACCUUGACCUAGAACCACAGCGUCACCUGAGUCCGUGACUCACGUGGGCUGGGCCAAUGUUUUCAGGAGGCAGGGAAGAGGGGAGGGUGGGUGGUGAUGUAUAAGUGAGCAGAGCCGCCGCGGCUGGGCUGCUGCACACAGCUCCCGCUCCGCCUCCUGUGGGCAGCGGCAGCAUGGUGAGUCUGGCCCUGCUCUUGCUCGUGGCCGUGUGUGUGCUGUCCUCAGGGGUGUGGCUCUGGGCCAUCUGCACCCACUUCCUCAGGCAAGAUGUCCCGGCGGGUAUCGGCCACCCCGUGAAAAUGCGGGUUCUCUCUUGUCUUACACAGCUGGUGAUAACCUGGGGCUUGGUUUUUGAGAAGCUGGGGAUCUGUUCGAUGCCCCAGUUUGUCCGUUUCAUACACGACCUGAGGGUGCCAAAGAAGGACCCGGAUGUCCUGGUCACGGAUCUCCGCUUCGGGACCAUCCGGGCGAAGCUGUACCAGCCCAAGGCAUCGUCCAGCACCCCCAGGCCCGGCGUUGUGUUCUACCAUGGUGGCGGCACCAUCAUGGGGAGCUUGAGAACCCACCACGGCGUGUACUCCUAUUUGUCCAAGAAGAGUGACGCCGUGGUCCUGGCUGUCGGAUACCGAAAGUCACCCAAGUACAAGUUCCCGGUCAUGGUGAGAGACUGCAUGGCGGCCACCGUCCAGUUCCUGAAGACCCUGAACGCGUACGGCGUGGACCCAGCACGAGUCGUGGUCGGUGGUGACAGCGUGGGAGGGGGCGUGGCAACGGUGGUUUGUCAGACCUUCCUCAACCGUCCGGAUCUGCCCCGGAUUCGGGCUCAGGUUCUGAUCUACCCUGCCCUCCAAGCCCUGGACUUCCAGUCCCCUUCCUUUCAGCAGAACGAGAAAAUCCCCCUGCUCACGUGGCAUUUGGCUUUCUACUGUCUGUGCUGCUACAUGGAUAUCAACCCUUCCUGGCAGAGCGCCCUCAAGAAGGGCGCCCAUCUACCUGCCAAAGUCUGGGCGAAGUAUGACAAGUGGGUGGGCGCAGAAAACAUCCCGGAGCGGUUUAAGAAGAGAGGCUACCAGCCCGUGCCCCGGGCGCCCCUGAACGAAGAUGCUUACCUGGAGACCAGGGUCCUCCUCAAUUUGAUGUGCUCGCCCCUGAUCGCCGAGGACAGCGUCAUGUCUCAGCUCCCGGAAGCCUGCAUCGUGAGCUGUGAGUAUGAUCUUCUGCGGGACCACUCCCUGCUGUACAAGAAGAGGUUGGAAGACCUGGGGGUGCCGGUGACUUGGCAUCACAUGGACGAUGGUUUCCACGGAGUGCUCAACACCAUCGACCUGGGCUUGUUGCACUUCCCAUGCUCCAAGAGAAUCCUGAAUCUCGUGGUCCAUUUUAUCCGGGGGUUGUGACCCUCCUCCUCCUCCUGGGCUGGAGCCACACCACUGUCCCAUCCCCCACGGGGCUUCCUGUUGCUGAUCUGGGUGAUGCUGAAUGGGGCUAAAGAGGGAGACGGCGGUGAGGUCUCCUUCCUGGGGCAGGUUCUGGAAUCAUACAUUGCGAGCCCUUCCUGGUGUCUGGGGGAGAGCCCCAGGGGACAGGUUUGGGGCAUGGGGCUGGGGCUUUCUGUUUGUGUUCACCGCUGGGGAAAUUGGAACCUACAAUUUUUGGUGGCCAUUUGUGAGAUGGAGUCAGCACAUAAGAGUUACUCACAGCCUCUCUGAGCUACAUAGAGUUCUGGCUGGGGAGGCUGAUCCAGAUGGUGCGUGGCACGCAUGCCUGGCCACCGUGUGCAGUUUCCCUGUGGCCCAGAAGGUGGAGGUGGAGUGCUGAUGUUCUAGGCUGCUGGGUGGUGGAGAAAUGCGUUCCAGCUCUUCCUCUGGGGUCCCAGUGACACUGCUCCUGCUGUUGCCCAGCCUCUGGGCUCCGAGUUCUGAUGGCCUGGACUGGAAGAGCUGGGACAGACUGGCUAGGCUUCCCAUGCUAGUUGGCCCCCUAGAGGAAGAUGAACACCCAGAACUGCCUGACAGGGUUGCUGUGGAGCCCGUGGAGUCAAAAUUGAGCUUCCAACCCAGGGCCCUGAAACAAGAGUCUAAGAGUUAAAGGACAGGGGGCAGCAGGGAAGCCGAGGCCAGGGGCAGGGACCCAUGAAAGCCGAGCCUAACCCAACUCACCCGUGUCCAUUGCGGGAUGGCAGGAGAGGACCAAAGGGACAUAUUGUUAGGGAUCGUUUCUGUUUUAAGACAAGCUGGCCUAAAUCAGACAGACAGUAUUGGGGCUCGUGUAGCAAUGACCGUCAGGGGUAAGCCAGGCAAGAAUUGAUGCGUGAACUCGAGCAGUGCCAGUGGCUGCCAUUUCUUCUCUCUGCUCUGUCAGCGCCUGGUGUUGACCUUCCUCUUCACCUCUCCAUGCGGUGGUGGCCUUGGGCAGCUUUAUGCUUAUGUUGCCCCAGGGUCAAGUUCAUUCUUAUCCAGUUGCUUCAUUUGCAACAGUUCUAGCAAAACUCUCCUUGCAACUCAAUGGCUCUAUUGGUUUUCAGACUGGUAUGGCUAGUUGUCAAAAUCAAGAGAACAGAAUGUUCCCGCUGACCAGGACUAGGUCCUAUCGAAGCCUGGGUGAGUCAGCCGCCUCUGAUGGGCGGACUGAGUGUGGGGAAGGCAGCCAGCACCUCUCUGAUGGAGGGUACUGGACGCUGGAGAGCAUGGUCCCUCCAAGCGGAGGGGCAGGAGAAAGGCUGGAAGCCUGGAGUGGUGACUGGUGAUGGAGGAAGGUUUUUGCUUUAAGAUUUAUUUAUUUGGAAGAGUGAGAGAGAGAGAUCUUCCAUCUGCUGGUUCACUCCCUAAAAGGCUGCAACAGCAGGAGCUGAGCUGAUCCAAAGCCAGGAUCCAGGAGUUUCUUCUGGGUCUCCCACGUGGGUGCAGGGGCCCAAGCACUUGGGCCAUCUUCUACUGCUUUCCCAGGCACAUUAGCAGGGAGCUAAAUUGGAAGUGGAGCAGCUGGGACUGAACCGGCGCCCACAUGAGAUGCUGGUGCUGCAGGCUGAGGCUUUAACCCGCUGAGCCACAGAUCCCCCUGGAGGAAGGUUUCCAUGGAGAGCUCCGCGUCGUUGACUUUCGCUUCCUGCACUUCCCUUGCUCCGUGGGAAUCCUGCCUGCGUGGCCCAUUUGAUAAAGGAAGGGGCUGUGACUCUGCUUCCCUCUUACCGGAUCUUCACCACCAUCCAGUCCUCCACCGGGCUCUCUGAUGUCCCAGCCCUCUGGAAUAUGGCUUUUGCUGUCUCACCUCUGCCGCAGGAGGCGGGUGGAGGGACAUGAGCUGGCCUGCUGUGGGGUGCUGAGGCAUUGGGAGCCCUGGACGCCUGUGCCCAGUGCAGAUGAACGGGCUGCACUUUAAGGGGCGAAGGCGCCUGUGCAGGGCUCCUUCCUUCUGCAGGUGGUGGGAGAGGCAAAGCCCUCCGGCCCCAGUGGCUCACAGGCUCCUCUGGUUGCCUUUCAGCAUUUUGUUGCUGUCCUGCCUGCAACCCAUCCAUGAGGAAUGAAAAAGAGAGGGGGCGAAUGUCCCCUAAGGGCCAUCUCCAUGGGAGCUGCUACCUCUUGUGUUCCUUGCAUGAACCCUACAUGCUGGGUAUUCUUAAACCCACUGUACAGAUGAGGAACCACAACUCAUGUUAAUAACACCCAGGUCCUGUCUUUCCAGUAGAGCUCAAGGCCAGCUGCUUCUAUAGAUUUCCCAAGGCCUGCUCCUGUCCACGCUCCACCGCAAACCCUAUUUGCCUGGCAAAAACUCUGUGAUGUCCCAUGAGCCAUUAGUCCAGCAUUAUCGCUCUCUUUUCUCUCUCUCUCUCUCUCUCUCUUUCUUUCUUUCUGACAGGCAGAGUGGACAGUGAGAGAGAGAGAGAGACAGAGAGAAAGGUCUUCCUUUGCCGUUGGUUCACCCUCCAAUGGCCACCGUGGCCAGCACGCUGAUCCGAAGCCAGGAGCCAAGUGCUUCCCCUGGUCUCCCAUGGGAUGCAGGGCCCAAGCACUUGGGCCAUCCUCCACUGCACUCCCUGGUCACAGCAGAGAGCUGGACUGGAAGAGGGGCAACUGGGACAGAACCGGAGCCCCAACCAGGACUAGAACCUGGUGUGCCAGUGCCGCAGGCGGAUUAGCCUAGUGAGCCGCGGCGCUGGCCUAUUGCUCUCUUUUUUCUUUCUUGUUCUUUUUUUUUUUUUUUUUAAGAUUUACUUGCAAAGCAGUUACAGGGGAGAGAGAGAAAGAGCGAGAGUAAGUAAGCGAGAGAGAUCUUCAAUCUGUCUUCUGGCUCACUCCCCAAAUGGCCACAACGGCCAGGGCUGGGCCAGGCUGAAGCCAGGAGCCAGGAGCUCCAGCCAGGACUCCCACGCAGCACUUGGCCACCUUCUCCUGCUUUUCUAAGCACAUUAGCAGGGAGCUGGAUCGUAAGUAGAGCAGCAGGACUUGAACUGGCGCCCAUGUGGGAUGCCGGCCUCGCAGGAGUUGGCUUAACCAACUGUGCCACAGCCCUGGCCCCUCUUUUUCUUCUUGUCUCUGGGGAUUAAGAUGACGCCAUUGCCAAGCCACGUGAUCUUAUUUCAGUCGAUUCCUAUCCAGGUAGUGGUCAGCUACUGUCUGAGCUGAGUCAGGUUGAAAAACUCAAGGCAUUUUUAUUCUCUGGUUUCCUUUGCUCUCUUGGCUGUAGCUCUCUGAGUCUGACCAGUGUCAAAAGUGGCCACUGGGGGUCCCUGCAGGAACUCACGGUGGAGGUGCCCCGCUGCCUGUGCCCAGGGCAGGUAGACAUCCCCACUCCCUCCAAGCCAGAUGCUCUGGGACUGUGUCCUCGGGCAGAUCUGCCAGUUAGCUUGGGACAGGGCCGUCUGAUAGAGAACGGUGAGUUGCUUUCUGGAGUCAGUAGGCAGCUGAGAACAGGUGCUGGGGCAAAUUGCAAAUUAGCAAAAUGAGUCUGCCACUCCUCACCUACUUCCGUUUCAGGGUCUGUCCCAGAUCCGCCUUGCCCCCACCCAGGGCCCCUCUGCCUUUCGGACCCCAAACCUGCCUCUCCUCCCCUGCACUCUCUGCUCAGAGUGGCUGCCUGCUCCCUCUCUGGUCCGUGCGCUGGAACAGUCGGGCUGUGCUGCAGUAAGUGGGGCCACAGUCCCAGCAGCUCGUGACCAUGGAGGUCCCUUUCUUGCUCGCAUGACGUCCGCAAGUCAGCCGCAGGUCUGCUUCCACCUACGCCUGCUCCGGGCCUGGGACUGAUGGAGCAGCUUCUGUUGGAAAUAUCCCCAGCCUGUGGCCAAGGGAAGUAGAACAAGGCAAACCGUAGUCUCUCCAGCCCGCUGCUCACCAGUCACGGACACGACGGUCACACGGCCACAGCAUGGACGUUGAAGGGGUACAGGAGCAGUUUCACAGCUGACCAUGCACUCACGCAUGGCAGUUCCACUUCCGGUCUGUCUUCUGCAAAUUUAAUUUUCAAUCGCCUAAAUGAUGCUCAAAUUUAUUCUUUUAGGCUGAGCCUCUGUCGGCCAGCCAUGAGGCUGAGGUCCCUCCCGACCUCCCGCCUCGCACCCUGGUCCCUUUUCACUGAUUGUAUCCGCAGCUCCCUCUUAUUUGCCUGGCGGGGUGGUGUGCCAGCCCUAUUGUAAGCCUGCUUCUGUGCGUGCGCAUCCACAGAUAGGCACCCCUGAAAACGCAGGCUGUUGUUCUGUGGGACGACUUUGCCACAUGUUCUUACAUCAAAGAGAUUGGUCCAUACCUGUUGUUGUGCAACUCGACUUGUUUAUUUUUUUUCCCUCUCAAUGAUAUAUCUUAGAAGUGGAGUGCCCGGGGAAAACAUUUUUAUCCUACCCUCUGUAGCUAUUGCGGAGUAGCCCAGGCUAUGGCCCUAGUACAGUGUUUGGGUGACGGACACCUCUGGUCUGUUUCUAAUUUUUCGCUGUAACAAACAUUUUGGCACACACUUCCUUCUGCGUGGGGGAUUCUCUGGGAGGGAUUUAAGGUGGAGAAGUGUUGGCUGGGUGCAUUCUAGCUGUAGAUGACAUCAGGACGCCUGUCUCCCCCUCCUUCCUUCAGCAGGUCUCAGUUCAGGAGGGAAGUCAGAUGGUGACAACCAACCCUCAAUCAGCAGGAGAAUGGACGGCUUUGGCAGUUUGUGGGGUGGGAUAGGGCGGGCUGGCAAGUCUGUGUGUUCCUUAACUCCAACGACACAUUCUUGAGCCUUGGCCUCUAACAUCCUUGCCUCUAACAAAGCAGAGGAUGCCGUUGCCAGCAAAGUGGCUCCCCGUUCCACGGGCUGCCAGGCUGGCCCUGCUCCCUGGCCAGAAUUCCCUGCUGCAGCACUGCCUUUGCAAGGUUCUGAGGUGCAAUCAGAUAAGGCAGUGCCUGGGGUUCAGUUUCCAGGCAUCAGUCGAGUCCUGGAGAAAGCUCUCCAGGGUCUACUCCACCCCCACGAAACGUGAAACCCCACCUGCGGCAUCACGGAAGGACUCAUCCGUUCAUUUGAAGGUGAAGACGCCGGUCCUGGGGUUAGCAGGCUGCUCUGGAUGCGGGAAUUCUCUAAUGAAAGAGAAUCCACAAUGACUUCCUGGGGAUUUUUCUGCUCCGAUUUUCCACGUCCACUCCUCUCGUGCAGGAAAGGGAAUACAUUUUGUUACUAGCAAAGAGCCUGCGUUGGGCACAAAGAGAAGCAAGAUGGAACCGUUAUUGACUCCUGAUCUGUGACAUGGUCCUAGAUGCUGUAUAGGUGACAUCUCAUUGCAUUCUCAUCAUUGUCCCGGUGUCCAGCGCCAAGUCAGAAGAAUGAGGACCAGGUUUCGUUUAACCUGUCGACAGAUGAGAGGGCAGCAAACCUCAGUGUCUCAAGGACUCCCGCUCUGCUGGGUGACGGUGGUUGGGGGCUUAAGCUUAUAAAGGGGCUACAAGGGAGGGGGUGUUGUGAUGGUAAAAUCGCAAAAGAGCUUCAGGCCUGUCACUGUGUCGAUGACAGUGCUUUCCUCCUCUGUUCCUUGAGGGAGGUGCACAGCUGAGGAAACCAGACCCAGCCCGAGCAGGUCCUCCUGCUUUGCAAAGGAGCUGAGAUAAGGAAUGAGGCGAUGUGCGCCUUGGGACGCGGUGUGCAGCCCGCCCGCAGGCCAGCCCUGAAACAUCAGCUUUCCGGCUUUACAGCGAAGCAGGCAAAACUGUUGGCCUAUGUUCUUUUCUUCCUGGUUACGUCACCCGCUAAAGCCCAUGAUCCGUACUCCCAGUUUAUAAGUUGGGAAACCAAGGCUCACUUGGCCUGGGAACUUGGUUAAAGUUAAGUGGCAGCUAAGUGGUAGAACUGGAAUUUGAAGCCAAGUUGGUCUUUGUUCCAGAUUCAACACCCUCCAAACACUUUUGUCCUUUGCAAUAACCUGAAGCUGAUUGGCAGUCUCCAAGCCGUGUUUCCAGGUCAUAUUGGAUCAAGAGGGGGAAGUCAAUUAAUUAUUCACCCCUUGGGUCUCAUCUCAGACAUCGCCUUCUCCGGAAAGCCUCCCUACCCCAGGCAGGUCAGAUUCUCCUCCUACGGCUCGCGUUGAGGUUUGCAUUGUGUACUGCCAUUUCUCUGUCGUAGGGCUGAGCGCAUUGUAUUGUGAACACACAACAACCGAGAACAUGGAGCUUGGAUUGAAUUAAAGAAUGCCCCCGAUUUCUAGUGUUUGCAGGUUCUUGGAAAAGCUGACAGCAAAUAUGUCCGCAGGAGGGUUAUAUCUAGUCUUAGAAUUGUGUUUGCAAAUAAUUUUUGAAAUGCCAGCCAUGUAAGAAGAAAAGAGCUAGCAACAAGAACCCACAGAAAUGAGUUUUAAAAAGAUCCACAGGGCCGGCGCCGUGGCUCACUAGGGCUAAUCCUCCAUCUAGCGGCGCCGGCACACCGGGUUCUAGUCCUGGUCAGGGCGCCGGAUUCUGUCCCGGUUGCCCCUCUUCCAGGCCGGCUCUCUGCUGUGGCCAGGGAGUGCAGUGGAGGAUGGCCCAAGUGCUUGGGUACUGCAUCCCAUGGGAGACCAGGAGAAGCACCUGGCUCCUGCCAUUGGAUCAGCACGGUGCACCAGCCACAGCGUGCCAGCUGUGGCGGCCAUUGAAGGGUGAACCAAUGGCAAAAGGAAGACCUUUCUCUCUGUCUCUCUCUCUCUCACUGCCACUCUGUCUGUCAAAAAAAAAAAAAAAAAAAUCUACGGGAGCUGGUAUUAUAGUGUGUGUGUUGAGUUGCUGCUAUGAUGCUGGUAUCUCAUACUGGAGUGCUAGUUUGAGUCCCGGCUGCUCCACUUCCAAUCCAGCUACCUGCUAAUGCCCCUGGGACUACAACUGAAAUGGCCCAAGUGCGUGGGCCCCUGCUACUCACCUGGGAAACCAGGAUGGAGUUCCUGGCUCCUGGCUUCAGCCUAGCCCAGCACCAGGUGUUGUGGCCAUUUAGGGAGUGAAUCAGAAGAUGAAAAAUCCCUCUCUCUCUCUCGCUCUCUGUCUGUCUGUCUCUUUUUGUUACUCUGCCUUUCAAUUAAAUAAAUAUUUAAAAAUAAAAAAUAUCCACAGACGAGAAUAAAUCUGCUUACUAUGCUUAAGAAAGUAGAAUCUAAAUUUGAAAAUUACAGAGUUAAACACUGGUAGUUUGAAAACUCAGUAGAUAAAAUAUUAAAAAUUAGAAUCGCCAAAAGUGGCACGAUAUUUUAUAUGUAAGCAUUUAUACAUGAGAUGAAGAGAAAUUAUUUUUUUAAAUGUAUUUGAAAAAGAGAGAGAGAAAGAGGUCUUACAUCUUCUGGUUCAUUCCCCAAAUGGCCACAACUACUGGGGCUGAGCCAGGCUGAAGCCAGAAGCCAGGAGUCAGGAUUCAGGAACCAGGAACUCCUUAUAGGUUCCCCUAUGGGUACAGGGGCCCAAACACUUGGGCCAUCCUCCACUGAUUUCCCAGGCCAUCAGCAGGGAGCUGGAUCAGCAAUGGAGAAGCCAGAACCCAAACUGGCGCCCUUAUGGGAUGCCAACAUUGCAGGCCAUGGCUUUACCUGUUAUGCCACCCCAAUGCUGGCUCCAAACAGAAAUUCUAAAACUGAAACAUGAAAUUAAAAAUUCAACAGAUGGGUGUGAUUUCACGAGACACACCUGAAGAAAAGUGUGUGAACUGGAAUUAAGUAACAAGAAAGUUUUCUGAAUCAAGCGUGAAGAGACAAACGGACAAAAAUGUAGAAGGGGAAAGAGGCAGGAAGGAUUCCAGGACAAGGUGUAGCAGACAGGUAACUGGUACACAGCAGAGAAGGAAAAACAAAGGAGGUAAUCAGAGGUAUUGCAGAGGCAAUAAUAAGCAAUUAAUACCCAAGAAUGCCCCAAAUAAUUGAAAGAUGUUUAUCCACAGGUCCCAGAAACCUUACUCAAGCAGUACAAAGCAAUUUAGUCCUAGACACAUUAGAACGAAACUGAGCCAAAAGGCAAAGAGAAACUCUUAAAAACAAAUGGAACGGGGGCCGGCACUGUGGCGUAGUGGGUAAAGCCGCUGCCUGCUUUUGCCGGCAUUCCAUAUGACCGCUGCUUUGAGUCCUCUCUGCUGUGGCCUGGGAAAGCGGUAGAAAAUGGCCCUAGUCCUUGGGUCCCUGCACCAGCGUGGGAGACCCGGAGGAAGGUCCUGGCUCCUGGCUUUGGAUUGGCGCAGCUCCAGCUGUUGCAGCCAUUGGGGAGUGAACAAGCAGAUGGAAGACCUCUCUCUCUCUCUCUCUCUCUCUCUCUGCCUCUCCUUCUCUCUCUAUGUAACUCUUUCAAAUAAAUAAAUAAAUCUUAAAAAAAAAACCAAAUGUAACAAAACAAAACCCCAACCAUCUAAAAAGAAUUAAUAAGACUGGGGCCGGCACUGUGGCACAGCUGGCACAGCCACAGCCCCCAGUGCCAGCAUCCCAUAUGGGCGCCAGUUCAAGCCCCAGCUGCUCCACUUCUGAUCCAGCUCCCUGCUAACACACCUGGGAAAGCAGAGCAGAAGAUGGCCUUGGUCCCCUGCACCCACAUGGGAGACCCCGAUGAAGCUCCUGGCUCCUAGCUUUGGCCAUUGUGGCCAUUUGGGGGAGUGAACCAGCAGACGGAAGACCUCUCUCCCUCUGUCUCUCCCUCUGUCUGUCUGUCUGUAACUCUACCUCUCAAACAAAUAAAUAAAUCUUUAAAAAAAUAGAUCUCCUAUUUUAAAAAAAGAAAUAAGACGACUGACAGUUGUCUUCUAAACUCGGGAAACAGUGGAACGUUACCUUCAAUGCUAGGAUGGAUCUGUCAGAGUAUGAUUCUCCAGUCAUUGAAAACCACCUUCAGAAAGAGAGUGGAGAUAUUUUCGGAUAAAUCGAAAGGGAAGACGUUUGCAGCAGCAGAGCUUCAAGAAAGGAAAUCUGUUCUUCAGAGAAAAAGAAAACGCUCCGAGAGGGAGGCCAGAAACGCAGGUGAAACAAAAAGCAAUAAAGCGAGCGAUACCUGGGGAAGUCUAAACGCUGACUACACGACAGGAAUAAGGACAGUUAGUGUCGAGCAAAACAUCCAGGAGAGAGGACUAAGGUACCUAGAGGUCGGGAAGCUGGGAUGGUUGGACUGUCUGGGAGAAGGGCAAAGCAUCCGUCAGUGACUUGGCUUGGUCAUGAAUACCUGGUACCGUAUGGAGAAACGCCAUAGUGAUAGAAAAUAGUUUAGACCACUAUGAGAAGUGUCUAAAUAAUAGUCCAGGAAAUGUAGUCUCACAAGUAUAGAGAUGUCCCUUGAUUUACAGUGAGGUUAUGUCUGGAUGAACCCAUCGUAAGUUCAAAAUAUCUUAAGUUGAAAAUGCACUGGGGCUGACGCUGUGUUAUAGGGGGUAAAGCCGUCGCCUGCAGUGCCAGCAUCCCAUAUGGAUGCUGGUUCGAGUCCCGGCUGCUCCACUUUCAAUCCAGCUCUCUGCUAUGACCUGGAAAAGCAGUGGAAGAUGGCCCAAAUCCUUGGGCCUCUGCCACCCACAUGGGAGACCCGGAAGAAGCUCCUGGCUCCUGGCUUUGGAUCAGUGCAGCUCUGGAUGUUUUGGCCAUCUGGGGAGUGAACCAUUGGAUGGAAGACCUCUCUCUCUCUCUCUCUCUCUCUCUCUCUCUGCCUCUUUGUAACUCUGCCUUUCAAAUAAAACAAAUAAACCUUUAAAAAAUAAAUCUUAUAAAAAAAAAGAAAUGCAUUUAACAGGGGCCACCAUUGUGGCACAGUGGGUUGAGCUGCCACCUGCAACAGUGGCAUCCCACAUGGGAGCCAGUUCAACUUCUGGCUGCUCUGCUUCCGAUCCAAUUUCCUUUUAAUGCACCUGGGAGAGCAGAGGACGAUGGCCCAAGUUCUUGAUCCCCUCCAACCGCAUGGGAGAUGUAGAUGAAGCUCCUGGCUUCAGCCUGACACAGCCCCAGCCAUUGCAGUCAUUUGGGGAAGUGAAUCAGUGGCUGAAAGAUCUCUCUCUCUCUCUCUCUCUCUCUCUCUCUGUCUCUGUCUCUCCCUCUCUUUCUGUAACUCUGCCUUUCAAAUAAAUAAAACAGAUCUUGAAAAAAAAACAUAAAAUGCAUUAGUAUGCCUAAUGUACCAAACAUCGUAGCUUAGCCUAGACUUUCCUAUAUAAUGAGGUGUUGAAUAUCUCCUGUACUGAGGCAGACGUGGUAGUGCAGCAGGUUAAGCCACGGGGUGGAACGCCCAGAUCCCGUAUCAGAGCCAGUCUGAGUCCAGCCACUCAAGGCCUGCAGUCAAGCUUCCUGCUAACGUCCCCGGGAGGCAGCGGAUGGUGGUCUAUGUACUUGGGUCCCUGCCAUCCAUGUGGGACACCCAGAUGGAGUUCCUGGCUCCUGACAUGAGCCUGGCCCAGCCCUGGCUUUGCAGACAUUUGGGGAGUGAAGCAGUGGAUGGAAGACCUCUUUCUCUCCCUCUUUCUGUCACUCUUUCAUAUAAAUAAAGCUUAGAAAAUAAUUUAAAAAAGCAUUGUCGACACAGUACAUGUACACAAUCUGUUGCACCCUCACCCUCAUGUGACCGGCUGUUGAGUGGCAGUCUCUGAACUUCCCAGCUUUGUUUAUCUUUUAUUUUUUAUUUUUAUUUCUGACAGGCAGAGUGGACAGUGAGAGAGAGAGAGAGACAGAGAGAAAGGUCUUCCUUUUGCCAUUGGUUCACCCUCCAAUGGCCGUCGUGGCCGGCGCACCGCGCUGAUCCGAAGGCAGGAGCCAGGUGCUUCUCCUGGUCUCCCAUGGGGUUCAGGGCCCAAGCACUUGGGCCAUCCUCCACUGCACUCCCGGGCCACAGCAGAGAGCUGGCCUGGAAGAGGGGCAACCGGGACAGAAUCCGGCACCCCGACCGGGACUAGAACCCGGUGUGCCGGCGCCGCAGGCGGAGGAUUAGCCUAGUGAGCCGCGGCGCCGGCCUUGAACUUCCCAGCUUUGUGAGAUAGAAUUGUGCUGAUACCGCCAGCCCCAGAAGAUAACAAGAUUCAAAGUCUGGUUUCUACCGAAGACAUGCUGCAUUUACAGCUUCAUAAAGCUGGCAACCACAAAGGCAAACCGUGGCAAGUCAAGGACUGUCGAAACAAGAAAAGGCUGGCCAAGGAGCCGUGCCACAGUAGGAGGUGCUCGGCUUCAUGGGUAACGCGGCGCAGGUGUAGAGUGAGACGUGUUCAUGGAGUGCUUUGCACGUUCUGUAAAUCCUUUUCACGUUCUUAUUUCUCACUUUUGAUGACGCAGUAUUUGUCCUGGAAGACUGGAUGUGCUUACUGUUUCAUCAAAAGAUUAGAGAUUGAACGUUGAGAAGAAAGACAGGCAUGAAGACUGAGAAGAAUGAAUUAAACAUCACCUAAAAAAAAAAAA
Oryctolagus cuniculus (rabbit) is the source of this 13128-nucleotide messenger RNA. RefSeq names its product arylacetamide deacetylase like 3 (gene AADACL3). Gene Ontology annotation, molecular function: carboxylic ester hydrolase activity. Gene Ontology annotation, cellular component: membrane. The record is from RefSeq and is a predicted model, not a curated record. NCBI's taxonomy places the organism in Eukaryota, Metazoa, Chordata, Mammalia, Lagomorpha, Leporidae.